Colletotrichum orchidophilum is the source of this 477-nucleotide messenger RNA. Its product is annotated as 60S ribosomal protein L24. The transcript is spliced from 3 exons. The record is from RefSeq and is a predicted model, not a curated record. Gene Ontology annotation, cellular component: cytosolic large ribosomal subunit. Bases 1 to 477 code for a protein of 158 amino acids. Gene Ontology annotation, molecular function: structural constituent of ribosome; mRNA binding. NCBI's taxonomy places the organism in Eukaryota, Fungi, Ascomycota, Sordariomycetes, Glomerellales, Glomerellaceae. Gene Ontology annotation, biological process: cytoplasmic translation.
AUGCGCACGUACGACGACACGUUCUCCGGACAGAGAAUCUACCCUGGAAAGGGUAAGCUCUACGUCCGUGGUGACUCCAAGAUCUUCCGUUUCCAGAACGGAAAGUCCGAGUCCCUCUUCCUCCAGCGCAAGAACCCCCGUCGCAUCGCCUGGACUGUUCUGUACCGUCGCCAACACCGCAAGGGUAUCUCUGAGGAGGUCGCCAAGAAGCGCACCCGCCGCACCGUCAAGGCCCAGCGUGCCAUCGUCGGUGCCUCCCUCGAUGUGAUCAAGGAGAAGCGCUCCAUGCGCCCCGAGGCCCGCUCCGCCGCCCGCGCCGCCGCCAUCAAGGAGUCCAAGGACAAGAAGACCGCCGAUGCCGCCGCCAAGAAGGCCGAGAAGGCCAAGUCCGCCGCCGCCGGUGGCAAGAAGGGCCCCAUCGCCAGCAAGCAGGGCUCCAAGGGCGCCGCCCCCAAGGUCCAGGCCCGUACCCGUUAA